ACAUGGCGUUCGCCUGUCAACAGAAUAGUUACUUAAAAGAGUUGACCACCAAAGUGACAUCAUGUACUCCGGCAGAACUGAAACUUGUUAUCAAUGGUAAAAAGCAAACUGUCAAAGGCUAUGAGAUCAUCACAGAGGAUACUGUGCUUUUUCCAGAGGGUGGUGGACAGCCCGAUGACAGAGGAACGAUGAAUGACAUUGAAGUCUUGAGAAUCACCAGAAGAGGUGCAGAUGCAGUCCUGUUUGUUGAGACGCCAAUAGAACCAGGCACUGAGGUCCUUCAGAAGGUAGACUGGAUAAGGCGGUUUGAUCACAUGCAGCAACAUUCAGCUCAGCAUCUUGUUACAGCCAUAGCUGAGGCUAAGUAUGGUUGGCCAACAACGUCUUGGGAUCUUGGCCGAGAGAAAUCCUCCAUUGAGAUGGACUGGCCCAAGAUCAACAUAGAAGACCUCCAGGUUCUUGAGAGUGAAGUCAAUGAGGCAAUUCGCAAGCAGCUAGCAAUGACGCCAAGGCUGGUUGAAUUAGGAUCACACGACCUUGAUUGGGUACGUACUAGAGGACUACCAGAUGAUCAUGUUGGUCAAGUACGAAUAGUCGAGAUAGAGGGAAUUGAAGCUAAUCUGUGCUGUGGGACUCACGUCUCAAACUUGAGUCACUUACAGUCGAUAAAGCUUCUCGGAGCAGAAAAGGGAAAGAAGAAUAAGACCAAUGUGUACUUUCUGGCUGGCAAUAGAGUUCUAAGCUACCUCAGCAAAUGCCUGGCUAAUGAGAAACUACUUACAGGGCACCUCAAAUGCGGACCAGAGGAUCAUCCACAGGCCACAGAGAAGAUUCAAAAAUCUUUAAAAGUAGCAAAUAAGAAUACUACAAUGUUAUUGCGAGAUUUGGCAGUUCUAGAAGCCCAUCGCUAUAACAACCAGGUCAACAAAGAUCCAAUCUUCGUUCUUCAUCGGAAGGAAGGGGACUCAGAAUUUCUCAACAUGGUGGCAAAUGAAAUCAAUUUACAGGGUACUCUAGCUUUACUUACUGCUGGAGAUGAGAAGGGUGUUGGUCUUUUCUUGGUUGCUGGGCCAGAUGAUAUCAUCAAGGAGGUUGGGCCCAAGGUUGCAGAGUUGCUUGAAGGAAAGGGAGCAUGCAAGAACGGACGAUUUCAAGGCAAGGCCAACAAGAUGAGUAAAAGAACCAUUGCUGAGGAAACAUUACGUCAAUACACUGAGAAACUUGCCUCCAGUUAAACUGAUGUCAAAAAGUCAGACAAAACUCUAUCAUGAAAUCUAAAAACAAAUUUCCUUCAACCUUUGAUAAGCUGAAGAACUGAAGAACAGCCUGGACAAGGUUUUUACAAUUUUAUUUGAUUUAAACCAAAUUAUAAGGCCAGACGGUGACUUCGAGAUGAGAGCUACACUCAUUUUGGCUGUGGAUCCAAAUCAACUGCCACCAGGGACACAUUGCCACCUACUCCUGGGGCUGAAACGGUAGUCCGUAAGGACGUUGACAUGAGUAUCAUCCACUUGGAGCCUGGCUGGUAGAGCAGAGCAGCGCUACACCUGGUCGACAUUGCCGGAAAAAUGCAAGAAAAAAACUACU
Asterias rubens (European starfish) is the source of this 1587-nucleotide messenger RNA. RefSeq names its product alanyl-tRNA editing protein Aarsd1-B-like. The transcript has 12 exons. NCBI's taxonomy places the organism in Eukaryota, Metazoa, Echinodermata, Asteroidea, Forcipulatida, Asteriidae. The coding region runs from base 3 to 1235 and encodes 410 amino acids. Gene Ontology annotation, molecular function: aminoacyl-tRNA ligase activity; Ser-tRNA(Ala) deacylase activity; ATP binding. The record is from RefSeq and is a predicted model, not a curated record. Gene Ontology annotation, biological process: tRNA aminoacylation; regulation of translational fidelity.